Aspergillus fischeri NRRL 181 is the source of this 750-nucleotide messenger RNA. RefSeq lists its product as uncharacterized. The record is from RefSeq and is a predicted model, not a curated record. Gene Ontology annotation, molecular function: lyase activity. Lineage: Eukaryota; Fungi; Ascomycota; Eurotiomycetes; Eurotiales; Aspergillaceae. The coding region runs from base 1 to 750 and encodes 249 amino acids. The transcript has 3 exons.
AUGUCUAAUUUCGAGCUCGCACACAAGGUCCGGCAUCUCAUCGUUCAACCCGCCGACGAGCGACAGAACCCACCCGAGAGUUACCUCUUCGUCCAAGAUGGCCUCAUCAUCAGCUGCGGUGUGCUCUAUGCACUCUGCUACAUAUUCUGCAUGAUACGAACCUAUUCCGAUAAGUCCUACCCAGGUGCUCGCUGGGGAAGUAUCCAAUUUCUCUGUUUGACAAUGGCGUAUGAGAUCUUCUAUGCCUUCACAACUACGUCUACUCGCUUUGAGAAGCUGGCGUUUUUGGCUUGGUUCGAGCUUGAUCUGAGCUUUGCGAUUGUUGCGCUUCGGAAGGCUCAUACCCCGGCUGAGAGACGGGUCCUCCGUCGGAAUAUGAUCCUGGGCUGUCUGGCGGGAAUAGCAUUCCUCUGGAUGCUGACUCGGAGAUAUCCUGAUGAGCGAGAGCAGGUCACUGCGUAUUGGACCGGUAUCAUCCUGCAACUUCCCAUUGGGUGGAUAUGUCUGUAUCAUUUGUGGAAGGAUCAUAGCACAAAGGGCCAUUCUCUAGAAAUAUGGCUCACGAGGUACUUGGGCUGCUUCACUGCCUAUGGAGUCUUCCUCUGGCGAUACUUUAAUGUCCCUCAGAACUGGAGAUAUGUCUGGACACCCUGGAGCAUUGGGAUUAUUAUUGCCACUCUCAUUCCAGAGACGGUCUAUCCAUUUGUUUAUGUGUGGGCGCACAAGACGCAAAAGGAUAAGAGGGCAUAG